Messenger RNA from Ictalurus furcatus (blue catfish), 1801 nucleotides. Its product is annotated as transmembrane protein 100-like. Gene Ontology annotation, biological process: cellular response to BMP stimulus. The record is from RefSeq and is a predicted model, not a curated record. Bases 25 to 438 code for a protein of 137 amino acids. The transcript has a single exon. Lineage: Eukaryota; Metazoa; Chordata; Actinopteri; Siluriformes; Ictaluridae.
UCUCACCUGGCUCACAGCUCAGAGAUGGGCUGUUCAUCCGGCCGUCUGCCCUGUCAGCCUCCAGCCAGUGCACAGCUGCCCACACUGGACCCGGACUCCAACCUGUUCCAUGAUGGAAGAGCACCCCCCACCACCCCUAAAACUCCAGAGAACCUCUCCACAUUGGACCGGCUGACGCAGGCAACAGGUGGCACAGAAAAGUCCUGGUACCGCUGUGUGUUUCCCUUUGGAGUCAUCUCGCUGGUGAUUGGCAUGGCAGGCACAGGUGUCACCUUCACCUUCAACACCCUGCUUCAAACCAAAGUGGUGUCCCUGGUGUUGCUGGUAGUUGGCUUUGUCAUGCUGCUAGUGGCAGCUGCCUGUUGGAGGGUCCAUAGGGCAAAGAGGAAGGAGAAGAAGGAAGGAGUUUUCUUCAGUGCUGAGCAGAACACACUAUAAAACACUCUCAUGCCUACCUUGACUGACAGGAAACAUUCAUGGGUGCAGAGGAAAGAGACAUUUCCUCCUCACAUCAUUUCGUAGGACGUUCUUCUUCUUGAUCGAAGAAAUUUCUAAAAGCAGCACUUAACAACUGGCUAUGCUAGAGGCCCUUGGGGCAUGGGGAUCUAACCGCACUGUGUAUGAACACGAACAGAACAGUUCGACUCAAACAAGUGUGAGAGAAGAUGUUUCCUGAAAUCCAUUGUACUUCUCGUUGUACUGUAUUUCUGAGGACUCAUGCAGCAAGAAUGUAGUGAACUUAUUUCUGGACCUCAUUCUAACACCAAGGUCCCUUACAGUGCUCAUUCAUUCAUACAUACUACAGUAGGCGAAAGUGCCAAGUGACACAGAUGGAGGCAAAAUUCCACUAUAAGAGGGAACGUAUUUGACAUGCCUAUCAGAAGGCAGUAAUAUACAAGAAUAUAUAGAGGAGAGGACCUCUCUAAGGAACUGUGAGCUGGCCAGUGUAAGAGGAGGAACCAUGAGGAAGACUGAGGUCAGUACAUCCAGCACUGUGCAAGAAAAGGGAAAAGUUAUUUCUUCAAUGAGUAUAAAAAGCUGGAAAGUUCUCUCAGAAGACUUAGAAUUAGAGAACAUGCUGGUCCUUAAUACUUCAUAAUCUGCUCUACACGCCUCCUGAGAGGGAUGUUUUCUAUUUCUUGAGAGUGGUGAAGGUAUAUGUGUGAUGUUAGAUACUUUGUGCAAAGAUAUAUUUUUGGCAGUGGUGUUGAAAAGUAAAAUGUGUGUGCAUGAGCAUCCUCUCAUGUGCUUGCAUGUGUUUCUGCACAGUGUUUGUAAAAGCACUCAGGUAUUUGAGUGGGUUCCUACUUUGCUGUAUGACUGAUGGCAGAAAAUGCUUUAUCAUAAAAGUCAUUAGCAGGUCUUUCUCUAGCGCUGUACUUGGAGACCUCUAGAGAGCUGGUGAUAACUGUCCAAUGAUUUGGAGUGUUUUACUCUCGCAUUCGCGGUUAAUCAUGCUGUUGUGCCAUUGAAUACUGAAUUAUUUUACUUUAUGUAAACAAAUGAAUGUAUUACCAGCGUGAUAGAUUAUUAAAUAUGUUGUGAUAAACAGUCAUUUUACAAUAUAAAAGAGAAAGAACCGAAGUAGAAUGAACACAAGUCUUAUCUCUAGUUCUUUAAGCACUUGUAAUCUAGCUUUUGUUUAUAUUUUAGAAGAAGAUCUUUUUGUAUUUCUGUGAAUAGAACGGCAGACUUUUUGGUAUUUUGUGUUUAUUCUUUCAGUGCCUGUCUUUUUACAUUCAAUAUUUUCUUAUCAGUUUUCACCGGUCGUUCCAGAGUUACAACGCUGUCAAAAGGAUUA